Molecule: messenger RNA, 2488 nt
Organism: Sinocyclocheilus rhinocerous
Lineage: Eukaryota; Metazoa; Chordata; Actinopteri; Cypriniformes; Cyprinidae
Product: zinc transporter ZIP8
Exons: 8
Coding region: 467-1792 (441 amino acids)
Biological process (GO): intracellular monoatomic cation homeostasis; zinc ion import across plasma membrane
Cellular component (GO): plasma membrane
Molecular function (GO): monoatomic cation:bicarbonate symporter activity; zinc ion transmembrane transporter activity
Source: RefSeq, a predicted model, not a curated record
CAAUGUUUGCACGGCGUUUUUAUUCACUUGCUGUUCACAACUAACGGUAUUUUUGCCUGUAGCUAUAGUGUCUUGCAAAAGUUUCUUUAGUGUAAUUCAUUUGUACUCGAUCUCAUAUCAGAAUAACUGGAUGGUUUUGAUGAAGCCACUUCUGCUGGAUUACAGUCAGGAUGUUUUGACCGCAGGGGCCGCUGGUUUGAGCACUGGUUUGUUUGUGGGUGAAACAAGCGGAAUUUAUCAUGGUUGGCCGGGUGCCAAAUGGAGGCGCGACAUAUCGGUCAGGUCACCGAGGAUACUAAUAGUGAAGAAAUAAUUAACUCUUUUAAUUGUUCUUAUCUUUAUUCUUAAAAUGCAUCUUUGCUUGCUGAUGUGUUGUUGUGUUAGAGUCAGCCCUGCUCCCGUUUAAAACUCUCGCUGCUUUUGCUUCAUUCGGAUCGCUUCAGACGGAAACGUGUGGUCUGUAAGCAUGGCAGGCAUUCCCAAAUCUUUCACUCAUGUGUUCAUAGGCUUUCUAAUAACUGUAAUCUCAGGAUUAAGAGCCAGCUCUCUGCAGCAGGUUUUCGUGAAGGAUAUUGUAGCCGUUUACGGAGAAAACGGUUCACUGGAUCUCAGUGGCAUUAACAGUUUAUUGGAGACAAUUGUGCAAGACAAAUUGGAUCCGAACAUUCCUCUGCAUGCUCAGUGUGUGUCCGGAGAAGAUAUUCUGGUGCACUAUGGGCUUCAGAACCUCUCUCAUCUGACAGAGGAACAUCUGGUCACUGUCUGCCCGGCUCUGCUCAACCAAGCUGUACUGCCACCCUGUUCAACUGAACCUCCAGUACACAGUGACACUGAUCUGCGUGUAUGGGGAUUUGGUUUCUUGGCAGUUACCAUCAUUAAUCUGGCCUCACUGCUGGGUCUGACUCUCAUUCCCGUAACUAAAAAGCCCUACUUCCCCAAAGUGCUCACCUACUUCAUUGGUCUAGCUGUUGGCACGCUCUUCUCCAAUGCUGCUCUCCAACUUAUACCUGAGGCCUUUGGGUUUGACCCAAAAGCAGACGGUUACGUUCUCCAAGCUGUUGGGAUCUUUGGAGGAUUCUAUGCGCUGUACGUCACUGAAAAAAUCCUGAGGAUAGUCCUGAAACCAGAACAUGAGGGCCACGGACACAGUCACUUCCAGCCCACGGAGGGCAUCCAACAGAACGGCGCCAUCAAUACGGUGGAUUCUGACUUAAACUUUGCCAGUAGUGACAAAGCAAGCAUAACCUCUGACCCUCCAGUAGAGCAGGGGUCCUGCAGAUGGCUCAGAGGAAGACGGCUGGCCAGCGUGAAGACGGUGGCAUGGAUGAUUUCCCUCAGCGAUGCUCUCCACAACUUCAUUGACGGACUGGCCAUCGGCGCUUCGUUCACCGUGUCUGUUCUCAGCGGCUUUAGCACUUCUAUCGCUAUCGUCUGUGAGGAAUUCCCUCAUGAGCUGGGCGACUUUAUUAUCCUGCUAAACGCAGGGUUGAGUAUUCCACAGGCCGUCUUCUUCAACCUGCUGUCUGCUAUGUCCUGCUACGUGGGACUGGUCCUGGGCAUCUUGUUGGGAAGCACUUUUGCCCCCAGCAUCAUCUUUGCCUUUGCUGGUGGCAUGUUCCUUUACAUCGCCUUGGCUGAUAUGCUGCCUGAAAUGAACAUGAUUGCCAAUGAACAAGUGCAGAGCACGAAGGCCGAUAUCAUUUUUUUUGCCAUCCAGAACGCAGGAAUGCUGACAGGAUUUGCCAUGAUUCUUCUCAUCACAUUGUAUGGUGGGAACAUUAGCCUGGGCUGAGCCCUCGCUUCAUACUGCACUUAAAUUCUGUGCCCAUUCCAGAUCGUACUCUCAUUUAAGCUAUUUAUUUGAGAAGGAACUACUUCAUACUAUUAUUAAAUCAUUUAUACUGAGGAAACUUGAAAAUCAUUAGGUGUAAAAUAAUUUUAUGAUUUCUCAACAUGUAUAAUUUUAGCCAUUUUAUACUGUUGUAAAUAACUGACUGACCUACUAAUCAUGUUUUGUAGAACAGAAGGCACAAAGAGUGAUUUAUGGCUCACAUUUGGUGCUAUUUGAAUGAUCACGUUUGUUACUUUGUACAAUAGGAAUUUUGAAAAUCAUUCAAAAUAAGACGACAGAACAGAACUGUAUUAAAAAGUCCAAAUUUAUGUCUUUUUUUUUUUCUUUUUUCCAUUGGACACAUCCAUCUGUUAUACAGCUGAUGAUAUAUCUAUACAUUUAGUUAUUUAAUAUUCAUUAAACACAAUGUACACUUAAAAGCAUCUUUAAAACAGUACAGUCAGUGCAAUAUCUUUAUAGAUCAAAUUAAAAACAUUUUCUCUCCAAAAAUAUACACCUAUAUAGAUCUCAGAACAUUAAUUCUAACCCACUUUACAAGAAGUAAUCAGAAAACUUCAAUCACGCCAGGAGGUAAAAUAACUUAAACAGUUUUGACUGAACAAAGUUAUUGGGUGAAUCUCACAAAAAGGUCAUAUU